Neurospora tetrasperma FGSC 2508 is the source of this 318-nucleotide messenger RNA. RefSeq lists its product as uncharacterized. NCBI's taxonomy places the organism in Eukaryota, Fungi, Ascomycota, Sordariomycetes, Sordariales, Sordariaceae. The transcript has a single exon. The coding region runs from base 117 to 275 and encodes 52 amino acids. The record is from RefSeq and is a predicted model, not a curated record.
UCCGGUGAUCCAGCUGUACCAGCUUGCAAGUUCAGAUUCGGACAUUUUUCCUGGUUGGAGAUGGGGUGGGGGGGGAGGUGGUGGGUUAUGUAUCAGUGCUUCGGAUUGGCGGUAGAAUGGUAGAGGUCUUUCGUCUCUUCUACUUUCAGGUAUGUCCAGAGAGCGCCGAUCCGAACCGGCCAACUCUUGUUGAACAAGUUGGUGGUGAAACGAAGGUAAACCAACAGAGUGCUGCUGUGCAGAUGGACGUUGAAGAAGGUGACGUGCCGUUAUAAGAAAGAAAAAAAAGGAAAAAGGACAAAUAAAAAACAGUUGGAG